Closterium sp. NIES-65 is the source of this 3183-nucleotide messenger RNA. Lineage: Eukaryota; Viridiplantae; Streptophyta; Zygnematophyceae; Desmidiales; Closteriaceae. The record is from the annotation of a GenBank genome assembly.
AUGGCCGCCGAGCCGCAGUUCAGCCGAGCUGCCCAGCAGCAGCCGCCGAGCCGCCCGGCCGCUGAGCCGCAGUACAGCCGAGCCGCCCAGCAGCCGCCGCCGAGCCGCCGGACCGCCGAGCCGCAGUACCGCCGAGCCGCCCCGCUGCCGAGCCGCCCGACCUGCCCUGUCUGUGUCCUCGCUUUUGACGCUGAGGGUCGAGCCAUUGACUUUGAGGUCUGGGUCGACGCCCUGCAGCUGUUUUUACAGUGCGAUAGGGCGGACGGUCUUUCUCUCUUUGACCUCACCUCUGGCGCCUCCCCUGCUCCUACUGCUGAUGUUGACCCCACUGUUUGCUCUCAGUGGGCCACCCGCGAUGCUGCUGCACGUCUUGCUGUGCGUCGCCACCUGCCUACCACUGAGCGCGCGCACUUUAGUCAGUACAAGAGUGCUCAGACCUUGUACGACGCUGUAGUUGCGCGCUACUCUUCCCCUGCCACUGCUGCACUGAGCCGCCUCAUGCUACCGUACCUCUUUCCUGACCUUGCUGCCUUUCCUACAGACGCUGACCUCAUCACGCACCUCCGCACUUCUGACACUCGCUACCGCGCCGCACUUCCUGCUGAGGACCACUUCCUCUCAGUCUGUCCCACCACCCUCACUGUCGACCUCCUCGAGAAGGCCCUCCUAGCGGCGGAGAAGAGCAUAGUCGCUGUAGGAGCCUCUCGUGGUGACCCGCGCACCCCCAUCUUUGAGGGGUGUUCUCCUUCCGCCCUGCUGCCCUCUGUUGCCUCUGCUGCUACUGCCGACCUGCUUGGUUUUGAGUCGGUCGGCGCGGCGUCUGCUCCUAGCGGGAGACGCCGCCCUGGCAAGGGUAAGGGGGGCAAGGGCGCGGGUGGAGCUAGCGGGGGCGGUGGAGGUGGCAGUGGCAGUGGCGGUGGGAGUGGUGGUGGGGGUGGUGGUGGUGGCGGCAACGGAGGCGGCGGCGGUGGCGGCGGAGGCGGUGGGAGCGGAGGCGGCGGUGGUGGCGGAGGUGGAGACGGCGGUGGCGGAGGAGGUGGAGCCGGUCGGGGUAGUGCCCCGCAGCGGAGCGGCUUUGGUGGUGGUCAGCGCCAGCAGCAGCAGCAGCAGCAGCGUUCUCGGGACAUCCCCCCGCCUCAGCAGCUCCGUGAGUGGUACACGCAGCGUCAGCGUGGUGGGGGUCUUGGCCCGUGCACCUACGUUUUUUGUUCCGGCGACCGCGCGGGUGAGCAGUGUGGGGGUGCCCACUCCACCCAGCGCUGCUUUGGCCGCCUGACGGACGCUUGGCGUCAGCAGUUCCCCGAGGCUAGUGAGAUUCCCCGCUGGGGAGAGCUGUCUAGGGCUAGCGUAGCGAUCUUUGAUCUUGACUUUGAUGCUAUCCUUGCUGCCAUGUAUGCUCUGACUAUUAGUGAUGAGGGUGACUGUUACCGGUGUUUCCCGCCUGACCCGGGCAUUGGUACUGCUGCGCUAGGUCUGUACCUCCCCUUGUUCUUGACGAACUUGGUGAGUGGUGCUGACCUGCAGGAUGCGGGGGUUCACCAGUUUACUCCUGCGAGUCAGCGGGGGACCCACUGCUCGGACGCCCGCACAGGCCGACACCUAGCCACGUUUUCGCGUCGGCCCGGGUCGAGUCUCUACACCCUCACCACUGAGUCUCCUCCAGUCCCUGCGUCUGGCCAGGUAGCUGCGUCGGGACCUUCCUGUGUCCCCUGUGUCGAGGGGCGGCUCCGGGCUGCCCCUCACUCCUCCCAGUUUCCCCCGACAGAGGCUCCUCUGCAGACGCUUCACAUGGACGUGUGGGGCCCGGCCCGCGUCCAUGGACAAGGUCACGAGCACUACUUCCUACUGGUGGUUGACGACUACUCGCGUUACACCACGGUCUUCCCCUUGCGCAGCAAGGGUGAUGUCACUGAGGUGUUGAUCGACUGGAUCCGCGCAGCUCGUCUCCAGCUCAGGAGGAGCUUCGGCUCGGACUUUCCUGUUCUGCGUCUGCACUCUGACCGAGACGGAGAGUUCUCCUCUGUUCUUCUGCGAGCCUACUGUCGUGCACGAGGCAUCCGCCAGACCUUCACGCUUUCAGACUCUCCACAGCAAAAUGGGAUUGCUGAGCGCCGCAUUGGCAUGGUCAUGGACGUCGCUCGUACGUCCAUGAUGCAUGCGGCUGCCCCCCAUUUUCUGUGGCCGUUUGCGGUUCAGUACGCGGCACAUCAGCUCAACCUUCACCCCAGGGUCUCCCGGCCGGAGACCUCCCCAGCUCUGCUGUGGACGGGGAAGGUCGGCAAUGCGUCGGCAUUCCGUAUCUGGGGAUCUCGGGCGUUUGUCCGCGACUUGUCUGCGGACAAGCUGUCCCCUCGUGCUGCUCCCUGUGUCUUCCUAGGCUUCCCCCCUGACGCCCCAGGGUGGCAGUUCUACCACCCCUCCUCUCGUCGUGUUUUGUCCUCCCAGGACGUCACUUUCGACAAGUCCGUCCCCUUCUACCGCCUCUUCCCCUACCGCACUCCUUCCCUCCCCCCGCCACCGCACUUCCUUGUGCCAGUCGAGCCGGUCGAGGUUGCUGGUGACUCAGGUACUGCUGGGGGUGCUGAGCCUGGGGGUGCUGAGCCUGGGUGUGCUGACUCUGGGGGUGCUGAGCCUGGGGGUGCUGAGCCUGGGGGUGCUGAGCCUGAGGGUGCUACCUGUGGGGGUUCUAAGCCUGGGGGUGCUGAGCUUGGGGGUGCUGCCUCUGGGGGUGCUGCGCGCGGGGGUGCUGAGCCUGGAGGUGCUGCGUCUGGAGCUGCUGAGCUUGGAGGUGUGGAGCCUGCGGCCACUGGACCUCCCCUUGUGGUGUCUGGCGGUGCUGGGCCUGGAGGUUCUCUGGGUGUUUCGUCUCGGCGGGAGCCACUCUCUCCACAGGAGCUGCGUGAGUGGUUUGCUCGCCGCUGGAGGCGUACUGCUGGAGCUGGCGCUUCUUCGACCGCUGAGGGUGCUGUUGUCGCCGGUCCCAGAGCUGCUGGCUCUGCGGGUCCGCCUGGAGCUGGAGCUCCUGAGGGUGUUGGUUCUGAGACUACUACUGUCAGUCCUGGUGGUCGUCGUGCUACGGGUGCUGCUGGUGCUGCUGGAGGUCCUGCUGCAGGAGGUGCUGUUGGCGCUAGUGCUGCCGGAGGUGCUGAGGGUGCUGGUGCAGUCCCUGCUAUACGUCCUUGA